UGGCAUUGAGGCAAGACUACAACAGUGUUGAAAUGCGCAAUGAGAUUGGGUGGAUCAGUUAAAGAGCUUUAGCUCCAUUGGAUGGAGAAGCAAAGGAAAGGACAUUGCUCGGAUGAGCUUUUGCCGGCUAACGGACAACUUUUUUUGUUGGAUGGAGAAAAUUUUUCCAGAUAUCAACGAUGACUAAAAUUAGAUAAUUGAGUUACUAAUUCGUGUUUUAAAAAAUAUAUUUUGCACGCCAGUGUUCCACAAAGUUACAUCGUUGACUAUGCCAACUGUCGGAAGCAAAAACUGAGUUUUUCGAUGUCCGAAAAUUCUAAAUAAAAGGGAUUUUUUCGCGGCUUGAGCGGGCAAAUAAUGGGGUUGUUGCACAUUUUUUCUUUCAUAUAACUGAGUAGUAUCUAGUCGUACCAAAUCUAUCCGCAAUCAAAGUUUAUACUUACACAGAGCGCGCCGAAUCGACGAGUAUUGGCUUAUCGUAAUGUGACGUCACGAAGCAGCAUUGUGCUCCGCCACAUUCAGCGCUUAUACGUGUUUCCAUGCUCUCACGUGAAUAUCGUGUGUUGGUGGUUUGCGCUUGUUUCUCAAUUAUCGAAAGUAAAAUGGCGUAUAAGUACUGUAUGGUGCCACAGUGUACAAGUACCACUACGUCUACACCAGGAAAAGCAUUUAUUAAAGUGCCAUUAAACGAAAAGAAACGGAAAUUGUGGUUGGAAGCAGCGCGGCGACACUGCACCGAUCGUUCUGCAAAAAGUAACAUUUAUGCCUGUGAGGAUCAUUUCGAUCUUGAAAAUGACAUGGAAAAUUUUAUGGAGUGGAAAAUGAUGGGAGUACAGAAAAGAAUGAAAAAAGAUGUUGUUCCACAUAAAUUUGCGUGCCAAAAAGACAGAAAUCGCAGUAGUGACGCUCCUGUACGAGCCGUUGUUUUGCAAAACUCUUCACUCGCUAUCAAUACAUCAAAUUCUGCGAAAUUGGAAAUGGCUUCGGGCAAAAAAUGGCGAGAAUCGGACACCAUCAAGUUUGUGGAACUAUACGAGAAGGAGGAGUGCUUAUGGAACUUUCGACACCCGGUUUACAAGCACCGCAAUGCCAGAGAUAAAGCCAUCCAGAACAUCAUCAAGGAAAUGAACCUACCUGAUUUUGGUGUAAACGAGCUGAAGAACAAAAUAAAGAACAUUCGAAGCACCUAUCAGCAAGAGGUCAAUAAAAUCAAGCGAUCCAAACAGAUGUUUGUUGGGGAUGUGAUGGAGGAAUACAAAACUAACCUGGCCUGGUUUCCAAUUGCUGAUCGCUUUUUAGGUGCAGUCAUUAAUGGCACCAAAAAUUAUGCCAGUAAGGGUGAUGACGACGAAUCGUCAUUUUUACAACCCAAUCCAUCCGCCUUGUGCGGUCUAGUCGAAACAGAGCUGAGCAAUGGAUGUGUUGCGGAUCCUCCCGAACCAAUUUCCUCUUACAACAUCUCCAUUGACCAGAUUAAGGAAGAAGUUGAUAUUGAUGACUACAACAUCUCGCAACCCUUAGCGCCAAAGAAGCGUAAAAUGAGCAAUCAUCUGGUGUUUGAACCUCUUAAAGAAGCAAAGGCCGAUUCUAUAGAGGUGUUCCCGAAAACAACCCCUAUAGACGAAGGCCAAAAAGACGAAUGGUACUAUUUCACGAACAACGUUGCCUGCCAGUUGAAGACAUUGCCGCUAGAAAGAGCGCUGAAGUGCCAGAAGAAGAUCGUUGAUAUAUUGACUGAAGAACGGAUAGACUACAUAGUUAAGCAAAAACUUGACGCUUCUAAUAGUCCAAACUCUACCUGACCAAGGGUUUGAAUGAGGCGAUCAGAAAAGUGAAGAUUCAAACAUUUUCCAAUAAGAAUCGUGAUAGGAAUAUUAUAUUGUUGAUAAUUGUAAUUUGUUCCUCUUGUUAUUUAUUUUAUCAGUGUGUGUGUGUGUGUCUGGGUUAAAUUAACACUUUGUACAAUGACACUGUUAAUUGUUCUGUGUACAGGCGGCUCUUUUUUCGACACUUUUAUAGGGUAUCUACGUAAGUGUUAGUGCGUAAUGAUUUGUUAAGUAUUUGUAAAUACUUCUGCAAUUUGUAUAAAAAAACCCUAAGUUGAUCUCAAUUUUUUUCAUGUCUAUUGUCGCUUUUAGGGUAAUUUUAGUAGAUAUUUUUGAAUUUAAGCCGGUUUGAUGUCGAAAUCUGCAAUAUUUUUCAUAAAAUAUUUGAAUAAAA
Molecule: messenger RNA, 2220 nt
Organism: Dendroctonus ponderosae (mountain pine beetle)
Lineage: Eukaryota; Metazoa; Arthropoda; Insecta; Coleoptera; Curculionidae
Exons: 6
Coding region: 540-1802 (420 amino acids)
Source: RefSeq, a predicted model, not a curated record